AUGAAUAAAGUAUGCAAAAAUUUUCUCACAGUAUUUAUUGUUUUAACAACAACUAUCACACUAUUACUUACAAAACGUCAAGAUCAUCGAGUAUCUCGUCCACAACAACAAUUAUCUGCUAUCGAUUUAUAUGAAUAUGCUCGAUUACUCACUAUUAAUGGUUUAAUUGAUCCACCAUGCAAACAAACUCAAAAUAUUUAUGUUUGUGCUGGCUACUGUCCUUGGACUAACACCCGCAAUAACAAGCUUGUUUCAUGUUCUUUUCUUCCACGUAAGACUAAUCCUGACUUCAUCAAAUAUAAUAUUUAUUGUACUCCUGAUCCUGAUCAAUGCCCAACUUAUAAUGCAUGGCUUAAAGACAGUUUGCCACUAACACUUCAACAUAUCAAAAAAAUACCUGAUGAUCUUUUAUCUAACUUUACACUAAACUAUACAAUACCAGUUGAUUAUGGGUCUCAAGAAUUUCGUGCGGGUGAUGCUUUGCCAGCAAAAUGGACAGUUGAUCUCAUUGAAAACUAUCGUAAACAACUACGAUCAAGAGAAGCUUAUGGUUCAUAUGGUAACAAAGACAUAUAUCCUGCACUAGAUAAAUAUGCAUCAUUAGCCAUUAUCAAUAAGAAAUGUGCUGUUAUUGGAACUGAAAAUCCAUGGAUUGAAGCAGCAUUACUUGAAUAUAAUGCAUCAAGUGUUACAACGAUUGAAUAUGCAACUAUUCAUUCGAAUAUUCCUCGUCUAUUUACGAUAACACCAAUGGAUUUUGCAAAACAACAGCAGAAUAAUANAUUAGACAUUUUUUGA
Molecule: messenger RNA, 798 nt
Organism: Rotaria sp. Silwood2
Lineage: Eukaryota; Metazoa; Rotifera; Eurotatoria; Philodinida; Philodinidae
Source: the annotation of a GenBank genome assembly